AUGAUAUUGUGUUCUGUAUCAGGAUCACAUUUACCAUGGUAUGGAUUAUUAUUGGCUGUGGGACUUGCAUGUGUUAUGGUUUUGCCUAUAGGAAUAAUUCAAGCUAUAUCCAAUAAUCAAGUUGGUCUUAACGUUGUAACAGAGAUGAUAUGCGGUUACAUAUUUCCGGGACGUCCAAUUGCCAAUGUUUAUUUUAAAUGUUAUGGAUAUAUGGCGAUGCAUCAAUGUUUAGCCUUUGUAUCUGACCUAAAACUUGGACAUUAUAUGAAAAUUCCUCCCAAAGCCAUGUUUGCGGCACAAUUAUGGGGCACAAUAGUAGGUGCCUUUAUAAAUUAUUGGCUACUUCAAUUAAUUAUAGCGGCAAAAAGGCCAUUUUUGGAUGGGACAAUGAAAGAUCCAACUGGUCAAUGGACAGGUUAUCGUUCACAAGUUUUCAAUACAGCAUCAAUAGUAUGGGGACUAAUUGGACCUGGUAAAACUUUUGGCCAAGGAUCUAUAUAUCAUCCAUUAUUGUGGGGAUUUUUAUUAGGGUUUCUUGCACCUGUUCCCAUUUAUUUGUUACAUAAAAGAUAUCCAAAGGCCAAAUUCCAUUUAAUUACGAUUCCUUUAAUUUGUAACGGUUUAGGACUCUUACCUGGGACUUAUACAAAUUUCAUAAUAUCUGGUUUUGUUGCAGCAUUCUUGAGCCAAUAUUGGGCUUUUAGAUAUCACCGUAAGUGGUGGAAUAAGUAUAAUUAUCCGCUUUCUGCUGCAUUUGAUAGUGCUGCACAGAUAGUCACGAUGUUUAUUUUCUUCUUUUUCAACGUUAUGUUCCAGGCCGAUUUCCCUGAAUGGUAUGGGAAUAAUGCUCAAACGCAAGGAGAAAGAUGUUUUCCAGACCCUCAUAAAAUGUAA
Messenger RNA from Funneliformis mosseae, 894 nucleotides. The record is from the annotation of a GenBank genome assembly. Lineage: Eukaryota; Fungi; Glomeromycota; Glomeromycetes; Glomerales; Glomeraceae.